UAAGAAUCUGUUUACCAAAGGUCCAUAGCACUGCAGGCAACUGUUGGAAGUCAUUGUUAAAAUCACAAUAUGAAGCUGAUCCAUCUACCUUUGAUCAGAUGGAACAGAAAUUAACAUUGGAAAAAUUUCAGAACGAGGGAGAAUUUGGAGAUUUUCUUCAUUAAAGACAAAAAUAGGAAUCCUGGUUUUGACUUCAGUGGUGCUUCAAUAACAGGCAACUAUCAUGAUGGAGGGCCAAAAUUAGGCUAAAGUGAUCUCAUAUUCAUUCUUAGACAUUUUUUCACAAUGAAUUUAAGAAAACUUUCAAAUUUAAUAUUAUACUGACCUAUUGAACAAACAUUGAAAUGGAGGAGGAACACUAUUGUAUGAAUUGUAAAUGUGAAUUAAGAAAGCCAUAUAUUAUAUGUAAAGCUGAGGUAUGUCACUCCAUCACUAUCUGUGUUCAUUGCUUUUCUAAAGGAGUUAUAUUUGGAGUUCAUCAAAAUGAUCAUCCCUACACUGUUUGUAGAACAGAUUUCCCACUGUUUGAGCAAACAUGGACGGCAGAGGAGGAAACCACGUUACUUGAUAUCAUGUCAGACUGUGGCUAUGGCAACUGGUCUGAUGUAGCUCACAGGCUACGAACAAAGAGUCAGUCAGAAUGUCAGAAUCAUUACAAUAAAUAUUUCAUUGAUAAACCUCAUGAUGACUUACCUCACUUUAAAGAGUCAGAGAGAACUGUGUAUCCACAACCGAUCAUAUAUAAACUAUGUGACGACCCUCCACGCUACCCAGAAAACAAUGACCUCAGUGGGUAUAUGGCUGGAAGGGGUGAUUUCACAAUAGAAUAUGACAACUUCAUGGAACUGGAAAUCAAGCAUUUAGAUUUUGAUGAAGAGGAUGAAGAUAGUAAAAUGCAGUUGGGAGUUCUGGAUGUGUAUUACGAUUGCAUGAAAGAGAGAUGGAAACGGAAAAAAAUUGUCAGAGAUUAUGGUCUGAUCAACAUACCAAAGGUACAAGUUGCCAGCCGUAGAUACAGUUACACCAUCAAGGACCUUAUUGACAAGUUGAGAGUAUUCAUAACAUUGGUAUCACCUGAUGAAUAUAGUAAAUAUCUUGAGGCACUACAUUAUGAGAGAGAAUUAAAACAUGAUAUCAAGAAACUUCAGAGCAGAAGAGAAAAUGGCAUGACCUCCAUGGAGCAGAGUAAAAUGUAUCACAUCCUGAAUUCAAGGAGAAAUGUAGUGAAAUCAAAAAGACAUCUUAUGGUAGAUCUAUUAUCACAUUUAAAAGAUGAAACCUCUUGUCAAACAUGGCUUCAUAGGCAAGCUGUUUUAGACAAUAUGUCAAAAGGAGGCUUAGUUGUGUUACCAAAUGCUCCAAGAAAAACAGCUCCCCCACUAGACAUUUCUAGUUUGCCAGGUUAUGAAAAACUAGCAGAGACAGAACAAGAGAUCUGUGCUAAUAUAAGAUUGGUUCCAGAGGCUUAUGUAGAAUUUCGUAACACUCUGAUUAAUGAGUGUAAGAAAAAUGGAUGCUUGAAACUUGGACAGGCAAGAAGUUUGAUCAAAAUUGAUGUAAACAAAACAAGAAAAUUAUAUGAUUUUUUGUUGACUAAUGGGAUGAUUAAUAAAGAGUAGCUCUUAUCAUU
This is a messenger RNA of Mytilus californianus (California mussel), 1630 nucleotides long. RefSeq names its product nudC domain-containing protein 2-like. NCBI's taxonomy places the organism in Eukaryota, Metazoa, Mollusca, Bivalvia, Mytilida, Mytilidae. Gene Ontology annotation, cellular component: SAGA-type complex; cytoplasm; nucleus. The record is from RefSeq and is a predicted model, not a curated record. Gene Ontology annotation, biological process: chromatin remodeling; protein folding; regulation of transcription by RNA polymerase II. Gene Ontology annotation, molecular function: transcription coactivator activity; chromatin binding. The coding region runs from base 345 to 1619 and encodes 424 amino acids. The transcript is spliced from 3 exons.